AUGGGCAACAGCGCAACGGCAACUGCAGCCAUGGAGGAGUUCGAGGAGAUGAACCCCUCGGAUGGAAAAUGGAAGCGCAAACAGCUGAUCAAUUGGUCACAGUUCAAGCGGCUUUACUGUGUAUCCCAGAUCAGGAGAAGCCGCCAAGGAACUCGCCCGUUUGAACACGGUGAGUGGAUGAUCCGGGGCCAGCACACCAUGGGGUGGAGCAAGUCGGCCACUCAGAGUGAGUGGGACAAGCGUUUCAAGGAUCCCAGCAUUCACCGAGACAAGCUCGGCAUCGACAAGAGCGACCGCCUCUGGAUCCCGGUCAUAGAGGAGCGCCACCGGCACACCGAUCACAUCAAGUCCUCCAUGCUCGAGGAGGGCGGGGCUCAAGAGAAGCAGCUGAGUGCUGAUGACCGUCGUGUGCUCUUGGCUCAGUGCAAAACCAACCUGCGAGAUCGUGACCCUGACAGCUUCUUUACUCACGAUGCCGAGGACACUGAGGAAACGCCGCCUCCAAAAGGAACCAAGCGUGGAUUGGAGGAGGCUGAUGAGGCUCAGACUCCGGCCGAGAAGAAGUUGAAAGCCAAGUUUGACAAGCUUUCCUCCUCAGGCCCAGCAUUCACUGCCUUCAAGAACGCGGCCGCCACCAAGGUUAAAGACAAGCUUGCAGCCCACGUGAGAACAGCACAGGUUGUGAGGGCCAAGAUGAACGAGGCCCGUACGGCCACGGAGGAGUACAAGAAUGCGCUCACUGAGAAGGAUGCGGUUGUGGAUUCAUGGCAGGGUUGUGUUGCAGCCUGUGCAGAGAUUCUGGCGACUUGGGAUUAUGAUAUCCCCAAUCCGGCAGGUGACAAUGCACAGGAGAUGUUCGAGAAGUACCAGGUCAAGCUUGAGGACACGCUCAAGAGGCUACCGGAUGUGAAGCUCGUGAAGGGCGACAGCAAGCUGUUUCCGAAGGUAACAAACUUUGUAGAAACCCCUUUUGCUGCUUUCCACGACCAGUACGACGUGCGUGACUGUAGGCUCAAGUGUGCUUUGAAAAGUGUGCGUUGCUCUGUUGUGGUAGCGGAGCUUGCGAAGGUGCAAGCUCGUAAGUGUAGUGGGUUGUUGUGUGCCUAA
This is a messenger RNA of Symbiodinium sp. CCMP2592, 1107 nucleotides long. NCBI's taxonomy places the organism in Eukaryota, Dinophyceae, Suessiales, Symbiodiniaceae. The record is from the annotation of a GenBank genome assembly.